Molecule: messenger RNA, 1293 nt
Organism: Aphidius gifuensis
Lineage: Eukaryota; Metazoa; Arthropoda; Insecta; Hymenoptera; Braconidae
Gene: mRpL39
Product: 39S ribosomal protein L39, mitochondrial
Exons: 2
Coding region: 217-1230 (337 amino acids)
Biological process (GO): threonyl-tRNA aminoacylation
Cellular component (GO): mitochondrion
Molecular function (GO): threonine-tRNA ligase activity; nucleotide binding
Source: RefSeq, a predicted model, not a curated record
AAUAAUUUCCGUCAAAUUAACAUGCUGUUAAAUUGACGGAGUUUAAUGAAUAAUGUUUAUUGUUAUAUACAGAGAGAGUGCUGAAAUCAUAACCUCAAUAAAUUGUUAAUAAGUUUUUUUGUUAUUAAAAAAAUCAUCUCAACUCAAAUAGUAUUUAAUAUUGUAAUGUAAAUAUAAGUAAAAAUUAACUGAAUUUUAUAAUUGACAAUUGUAACAAUGAUGAUUCAGAGAUUAAAAGGUUUUUAUUCAGCUGUUUCAAAACUGCAGCCUCAAAUAAAUGGAAUAAGAUGUAUGUCUUCAUUGUUGACAAAAAGUGAUGCUCAAGAAAGAAGAAAUGAGGCAUUUAAUAAUGAAAAAAAACGUCAAAGAGCUGCCGUUGGUAGAAUUGAAAAAGUAACAGUAACUUAUCAAGGUAAUGGAGAAGAAAUUAAAUUGUUAAUGAAUAAAGAAUUAUCAACACCAUAUGAUUGUGCUAGACACAUAACUGAAGGUGUUGCUACAACAUCAGCUCUUGCAUCUGUUAAUGGUGUACCAUGGGAUAUGCAUCGGCCUCUUGUAUCAGAUUGUGAACUUAAACUUUUUACAAUGCGUACACCCGAUCGAUCAGUUAACAAUGCAUUUUGGCGAACAUGUUCAUUAAUGCUUGGUGCUGUUGUUGAUUCAGCAUUCAAAGACAACAUAACAUGUCAUCUUCAUAGUUUCACAUCACCAAAUAUUAAAUCUGGAAGUUUUCUUUAUGAUGUUUAUCUAGAUUUACCAAAUUGGUCACCAACUCUUGCUGAAAUGAAAUCAUUAUCAGGUCUUUUUAGCCAAUUAUGUGAAAAAAAAUUACCAAUUGAACGUCUUGAGGUUGAUACUGGAUAUGCUUUAGAUAUGUUUCAAGAUAAUCCAUAUAAAACACAACAAAUACCAAACAUAGCUAAAUUUAAUGAAAAUAAAAUUGUUCUAUAUCGUAUUGGCAAACAUAUUGAUAUAAGUAAAGGACCAAUGAUUUGUCAUACUGGUAUUGUUGGUCGUUGUACAAUAAAUGGUAUUCAUAAAAUUAAAAAUGAUGCUGGUGAGACACUUUACAGAUUUCAAGGUAUUGCAUUACCAAAAGGAAUUAUUCUUAAUCACUUUAUCUAUAGUGUACUUGAAAAAAGAUCCGAAAAACUUAAUCAAACUGUAUGGAUGCCACAAAGAAUGGAACCAGAGUCUGAACAAUCAAUAUCCAUAGCAGCCAAGAACUAAUAUUAACGUUUUUUUUUGUUAGAAAUGUCUUUUUGUUAAUAAAUUCAUAUUAAUUCCAUAAGA